This is a messenger RNA of Geodia barretti, 966 nucleotides long. The record is from the annotation of a GenBank genome assembly. NCBI's taxonomy places the organism in Eukaryota, Metazoa, Porifera, Demospongiae, Tetractinellida, Geodiidae.
AUGGCUGCGAUCUCGGUGGCGGCGGAACCGAUCGGGCUGGGUCCGCACGUCACCAAUGCCUUGCUGACGUCGUUCGUGCUGUCGGCGGCGCUCGUGAUCUUCUCGUUCGUUCUGGGCCGGCGGCUGCAGGAACGUCCGGGCGGCCUCCAGAACGUGGUGGAGAGCGUCAUCGAGGGACUCGACAACCUGGUCAAGGAUGCCGCCCCGGCGCGCUGGGCUGAGAGGUUCUUCCCGAUCGUCGCCACCAUCUUCCUCUACCUGAUCGUCGUCAACAUGUUCAGUCUGCUCACCCCGUUCCUGGGAGCGAUCGGGCCGGCCCACUCGACGUCGGAGGGCGGCAUCGCUCCCGAUGCGGAGAGGUUCGGCAUCCCGCGCGUGGUGCUGAUCGGCGGCGAUUUCGAGGACCUGGAGCCGCUGCACGGGGGGACCCAUGACGCCGCCGCGGUCGGCGGCCACCAUGCCGACCACGUGCUGAUCGUGCCGUUCCUGCGCGCCCCCUCGUCCGAUCUCAACAUGACCCUGGCACUGGCGCUGAUCACCGUGAUCCUGACUCAAUGGUUCGGCCUGCGGUCGCACGGCGCACGCUACCUGUCCACAUUCCUGCCACUGGGCGGGCUGCGCCGCAAGGGCUUCGUCACUUGGGCGAUCGAGCUGUUCGUCGGCGUGCUGGAGGGGAUCAGCGAGCUGGCGCGCAUCGGCUCCUUCUCGUUCCCGGCUGUUCGGCAAUGUGUUCGCGGGAGAGCAGAGACAUUCCGGUAUCUGGCCGCCGCUCUGGCCAUCGGCGUCGGCGCGCUCGGCCCCGGCAUCGCUAUCGGUAUCACCGCACUCGGCGCCAUGCAGUCGCUGGGACGCAACCCGGAAGCGCACGGGAUCAUUCGUACCAACAUGCUGGUCGCCAUGGCGUUCGCGGAGUCGGUGGCGAUCUAUGCUCUGGUCAUCACGCUCAUCAUCCUGUUCGUGGUGUAG